CUCAAACUUAAUGUCGCUCAAGUACGUGGAGAAGUUGGAGAUUCUGAAAAGAAACACUUCCAUCUUUGCAUACAUCGGACUUGAUGACAUGAACUCUGAGGGAACAUUUGUCUGGCACGAUGAUAAAACUGUCAUUAAAACUGAAAUGAUUCGUAAAUUAUUCAAAUCAGGUGAACCCAACAACGGCAACAAUAACGAAAACUGUGCCAGGUAUGAACCCGUGAACUUUGCCCUCAACGACGCCGUCUGCUCCGACUAUAUCCGAUACAUAUGUGAAAAGUUAUGUUUUCAUUGGUAACUUGCGUUAAGCUUUGUCUACCGAUGUGAAGGCUUUGUAAAUAAAAUGUUUCUUAUUUCACGUGACAAAUGCCAGUGGCAUGAAUCAUUAUUCUAAUGUACUUUUAAACGUAUUGAUAAUAAUAAUAAUCAGGCUUGUCUUCGAGUCCGAAGAUUAAUGAGGAAUACAGUAUUUCCCGUGGCUGCGCAGCCCCAGCUGUGACCUACAUAUUUUGCCACAUUUAUUGAUAGCACUGUUAUGAAUUGAAUAGCUCUGUUUGCAUGUCGUACUUAGAACGCAAU
Biomphalaria glabrata is the source of this 579-nucleotide messenger RNA. Its product is annotated as low affinity immunoglobulin epsilon Fc receptor-like. Lineage: Eukaryota; Metazoa; Mollusca; Gastropoda; Planorbidae. Bases 11 to 298 code for a protein of 95 amino acids. The transcript has 2 exons. The record is from RefSeq and is a predicted model, not a curated record.